Molecule: messenger RNA, 1538 nt
Organism: Schistocerca serialis cubense
Lineage: Eukaryota; Metazoa; Arthropoda; Insecta; Orthoptera; Acrididae
Gene: IFT57
Product: intraflagellar transport protein 57 homolog
Exons: 9
Coding region: 146-1363 (405 amino acids)
Biological process (GO): intraciliary transport; non-motile cilium assembly
Cellular component (GO): cilium; Golgi apparatus; intraciliary transport particle B
Source: RefSeq, a predicted model, not a curated record
AUCAAAGAUCUGAGCUCAGGGUUUGUUUACAAGUUGUGGCAUCUCUGGAAAAUUUUUGCCCGCAAAAAUCGAGAUUGUUGAUAAAUGCGCUGUGGAGAGAAACAAGAAUUGUUGAUUGGACAGAUAUUCAUGUGUACACCAAAAUAUGGAGGAUGAUGAUGAUCACGUGCUGCGUACUCCAGAGAAACAAGAUGUGGGGCCAGGUCUUGCAUUCAUGCCAUUUAUUGUCAUGGAAGAUCUUCAUGACAAACUGAAGCUACUCAAUUAUGAUACUGAAUUUAUCCAGACACUAAAGAUGAAGCCUCUGAGCAGGCACUACUUUGCAAUUAAGACGAACCCUGGUGAACAGUUUUAUCUCUUCACUUCUCUGGCAGCGUGGCUUAUACGCAAAAUGGGUAAAAUAUUUGAACAGCCACAGGAAUAUGAUGAUCCAAACUCUACAAUAUCUGGCAUUCUGGAUGUGCUUCGAGAGACUGGAACACCUGUUACUUUUCCGCCAAACAAGCUGAAGCAGGGCUAUGGUGAAUAUGCCAUAUUUGUUCUGGACCAUCUGGUUGAUGCAGCACUGAAGUAUGCGAGCUUUAGUUGGAAAAAACCACAGCCAGCAGUUGAGGUAGAGGCUGAGGAGGAGAUAGAGCAACUGCAGGAAAACUUCGAAGAAGAAGAACUGACAGCCGAGUAUACAGAUGAGGAAGACGAUGACGAAGAAAAUAUGCUGCAUGUUGAUGACCUCCAUAAACUGAGCUUCAGCAAUGCUACAUCUGAACCACAGAAACCUGAAGAGGUACUGGUCUCUGACAUGGAUGUUGAAAAAUGGAAACUGGAAGUGGAAAGAGUCCUUCCCCAAUUGAAAGUCACAAUCAAACCAGAUGCAAGUGACUGGCGGUCCCGAUUGGAACAGAUGCGAAAACAUCGUACAGGAAUGGAGGAUGCUCUCACAAGUGCGCAGACACAGCUGAGUCGUCUGCAUACUGAUGUGGAACACACGCUGGACAAAGUGGCAAGCCGUGAGCGCUAUUUGAAUGCUCAGCUUGAGCCUCUGCUUGUUCAGUAUCGUGCUCUUAAGGAUGAGCAUUCUCGUUUGAGCACGUCCUAUCGUGAAAUGAGUGCCAGGGUUGCAGAGCGUACUAAAAUAUUAUCUCAGCUUUCGGAAGAACUUGAUGCUGUGAAACGGGAAAUGGAAGAACGAAGUUCCAGCAUGACAGAUGGCACACCAUUGGUGAACAUAAAAAAGGCCAUUACCAAGGUUAAGAGUGAAAUAACAUCAAUGGAUGUGCGAAUUGGAGUCUUGGAGAAUAGCUUGCUACAAGCCAGACUGCGGGACAAGAGCCAGCUGCAACAAGACAUGAAUACACCUGCCUAGUACACUGUGGUAAAGUUGUACCAGCAGAUUAAGUGGUGCAUUUUCAAACUGCACAAGUAAAAAGUUUUCCAAGAUAUUCGAAAUUCUUGAUACAACGUGAGUGGUCACUUCUUGUGAUAUGGGAAUCUGAAAUCUAUUUACUUGGAAUUAUUGAAAUAUUUUACUGCUGUAUAUA